GGCCAAUUACACGCCAACGGCCCGAUUAAAAUCCAAUUCCGCGUAAAAAUAACUCGCACUUUUCCGCGUUUUCCCCCCGACAAAAAGAAGUCCCGUUCGAGCGAGCGCCUGCGCCAUCCAGAAACCUCCCCCGAAAACCGGCAACAACCUGUUCCAUCGCUCAUUCCGCCGAUUCCACCAGUUCCCGCCGGGAUGCUCCACAUCCACCGACGAUUGCUCUACACCUCAAACUACUCCAACGCUUUGGAGUACGGCUACACGUGCGCCAACAGCUCGCGGCACUUCUACGCCUACAUGGAGCUCUUCCACGAGUACUACACCCCGUUCAUCAUGGUCGCCGGCAUGCUGGGCAACUCCGUCUCCUGCUUGGUGCUGCUCUCCACGCACCUCAGGCUCAGGAGCUCCAGCUACUAUCUGGCGGCCCUGUCGCUGGUCGACAGCGGCUACUUGUUCUGCGCCUUUUUGGUGUACUGCAGCUCGGGGGACCUCUUCAAUUUGUACGACAGGCCCGGCUUCUGCCAGACCUGCAUCUACUUGACCUACGUGUUCUCGUUUCUGAGCGUUUGGUUGAUAGUGGCCUUCACCGUGGAGCGCUUCAUCGCCGUGCAGUAUCCGCUGAAGAGGCCCUACAUUUGCACGGUGAAGAGGGCCAAGAUGAUCGUGGGCGCGCUCACCGCGCUGGCUUUUCUGCUCUACGCGCACACCUUCUGGAUAACGGACGUCAUCGAGGACGAGUGCCAGAUGCGGCCCGAGUACCAGGAGGUGAUGGAGGUGGUGAAUUACGCGGAUACGGUGGGUACGUUGCUGAUACCGGUGGUGAUGAUAGUGGGGAUGAAUUCGAUGAUUGCGUGCAGUUUGUUCAAGUUCAGGAGUACCAUGCAGGUGAGGUUGACGGACGAUGGACGGCCGAGGAACGUGCACGCCUGUCGCAAUAGUACUUCGCAGAGUACUUCUUCAACAAAAAAAUCCAAAGAUCACCAACAACUCGAGGAAAACAAAAAGCAAAUCAGGGUCAUUAAGAAGUUGAAUAAAUUUUCUCACAUUUUUGUAAAAAAAUCCACCAACACCACCCCAUACUACACGCAACACGGUAUCAACAAAAUGCUCUUCGUCAUUUCGUCGGUCUUCAUUGUGCUGAAUUUUCCCAGUUACCUAAUCCGCCUCUGUUACUACUUCGAUUCGAUCAUGCAACUGCAAGUGGUCCGGAUAUACUUCGAUUGCAUCCAGCAAUUCGCCAUGUUGCUCUACUGCACGAAUUUCAGCAUCAAUUUCCUGCUGUACACGAUGUGCGGCAAGGCUUUCAGGCUCAGCCUGCGCAUGUUCUUCGCCAGCGCCUUUCACAGGCUGACCUGCGUCGGCCAGGCCAACUCCACCAGCAAUAUUUGAACACAAAAACCCGGUGUUUCCCGAGGAAAAUUGGAGAAGAUUGAACAUUGAGCUGGUUCGGGAAUUGUAUCAAUUCAAAUGUGGAAAAUGAGGUGCAAUAAAGUUAUCAA
Phyllotreta striolata is the source of this 1496-nucleotide messenger RNA. The record is from the annotation of a GenBank genome assembly. NCBI's taxonomy places the organism in Eukaryota, Metazoa, Arthropoda, Insecta, Coleoptera, Chrysomelidae.